AUGGUUGUUGACAUUAGAAGCGGGAUGAGUUUGUUUGUUGCUGGGUUGUCUCGUCGGUCUAGCAAGGAAAGCAAGGCAUCUAUGCUGAUAGUAGAUAUGGACAUUGCAAAGCUGAUGAUCCAUGUACAAUGGGUUGAGGAAGAGAAGCUGAAAGAUAUGGAAGAGCAGGGUAAUUUUAAUGGAGGCAAUAGAGCCCAGUCUUCUUCAGUUGUUCCACCAAACAGAGCUGCAUCUACAAGAGCUACAGGGGCAGGCGGAGGAGGAAACCAUCUUUAUGCUAUUAGUAGUUGCCAAGAGCAAGAGGAUUCGAUGGCACCAACAGAGUUGAAAGGGUUAAAAGAUCAGUUGAAAGAUCUCCUAGAGAAAGGUUUCAUUCGACCAUGUGUCUCAUUUUGGGGCGAUCCGAUCUUAUUUGAGAGAAAGAAAGAUGGUUCUCUUAGAAUGUGUAUAGAUUACUGUCAGUUGAGCAAGGUUACUAUCAAAAAUAAGUAUCCUGUUCUGAGAAUUGAUGAUCUCUUCGAUCAGCCAUAG
Messenger RNA from Solanum stenotomum, 531 nucleotides. RefSeq lists its product as uncharacterized. The record is from RefSeq and is a predicted model, not a curated record. Lineage: Eukaryota; Viridiplantae; Streptophyta; Magnoliopsida; Solanales; Solanaceae. The transcript is spliced from 3 exons. The coding region runs from base 1 to 531 and encodes 176 amino acids.